Molecule: messenger RNA, 2920 nt
Organism: Tachysurus fulvidraco (yellow catfish)
Lineage: Eukaryota; Metazoa; Chordata; Actinopteri; Siluriformes; Bagridae
Exons: 5
Coding region: 141-2141 (666 amino acids)
Molecular function (GO): protein binding
Source: RefSeq, a predicted model, not a curated record
AGACGGAUUAAGAUGCUGAUGAGGUUUAAAAAGCUGCUUAAAGGGACGCAGGAUGGCGGCUGACAGAGGAGCAGGUCACCGUGUGUGAUUCACCUGGACACACAACACUGUAAUCCUGUGGAGAAGGAACUCCAUCACAGAUGAAUCCAGGUAAAGGGGCCUUGAGCUGGAGGCCACAGCCUUGGCAGGACGCUGAUGGUUUAGGUGGCGAACCGCUUUCAGACAGCGACUCGGAGGAAGAGGAUUUUCCAGACGACACGACUACCCCAUUAGGAGAGUACAUCACUGAGGGCAUAAAGCAGCUACUUGAUGCUCAGCAGUUGUGUGACGUCACUCUUUUAGUGGAGGGAAGGAAGUUCAUGUGCCACAGAGUUCUCUUGGCUGCCGUCAGCCCGUACUUCCGUGCCAUGUUCACCAGCCCCCUGGUGGAAUCUCGGCUCGCUGAGAUCCGUUUGGAGGAGGUGACGCCGUCGGUCAUGGAGACGGUUAUCCAGUUCAUCUACACGGGGGAAGCAGGGCUGAGCCUCGAGACGGCAGAGGACCUGUUUGUGGCAGCCAACCGUCUCCAGGUCAUGCCCUUACAGAAUCUGUGUUCAAGGUUCCUGUUUGAACACCUUUCUGUGGAGAACUGUUUGGGGAUGUACUCUUUGGCACGAUCGCAUCAUGACCAGCUGUUGCUCAGAGCCUCCUUGAGAUUGGUGGCUCAGCAUUUCCCUCGAGUGGCACGACAGAAAGACUUUCUCCUCUUGGACCCGGGCACCUUGGAAAGCCUCCUGGAGUCAGACCGACUCGGAGUGGAGUCUGAGACGGAGGUGUACGAUGCGGCACGGCGCUGGGCAGAGCACCGGCCCGCCGAACGCUACGUCCACAUGCCCACCCUGCUUCGUCAUUUGCGCCCGGGUCUGCUGGCACCAGAGGAGAGCCGGCGGCUCAGUAAAGAGCUCGGGCGGAGGGCGGCCACUGAGGGUAUGGGAGGUCCUCUGAGGCCCCGAGAGGGCAUGCUGGAGAAGAAGAUUGUUUGCGUGGACCUUAAGCCCAGGGAAGACGAAGCUUUACGAGAGAGUGACUACACAGUGGAUUGUUUUGACCCACGCACAGGAAAGUGGGAGAAACUUUCAGCUCUGGGAUCUUUGCUGUGUCCAGGCUGCACGGCUGUCGGUGGCCGGCUCUUUGUAGCUGGCGGCAUUUUAAGAACAGGGCAGGUUUCGUCAUCAAUGCACGAGUAUGACGUAGUGCUGGACCGCUGGAUAUCACGGCCAUCCAUGGAACAGCCACGUGCCAUGUUUGGCCUCCUGGGCUCCGGGAACUUUCUCUAUGCCCUCGGUGGCUGCAACCGAUCGGCCCUACUCGACACUUGUGAAACAUUUAACCUCACAACAUUAACGUGGGCACCGGGUCCCCGCUUGCCGUUGCCGCUGCGCUCUUUUGCCUGCUCCACACUACGAGGCCGACUGUACUUGCUCGGAGGUGCCACGUUGGAGCAGAACAGGGCCAUGGUGCAUGCUGGAGUGCUCAUCUAUCACACCAGUACGAGGACCUGGAAUCGUAUCGGUCUUGAUUCCGGUGCCACCUGCCUGGCUGGAGGAGUAGCGGUACGCGGAGGAGUGUGUGCUGUGGGCGGGUACAUGCGCGACGCUGCUAAAUUUGUGGAUGGCAAUUACACCCAGCUGGCACCGCUCGACGCCACCGGGCGAGUUCUGUUUUUCCGAGAAGGAAGGGCAGCCGGGACAGACCGAGACGUCAUGGCCGGAGUGGAGAGGAUGGGAGGUGGUGGAAGCGACCGUGCUCCCAGUCCGGUAGUUUUUCCAGGUCUGCCACGGCGCAUAGCUGCCGCAGGCGUAGCGAGGUGGAAGCGCAGGAUUUACGUGCUGGGUGGCGAGAAUGGCUCACGGUUUUAUGAUAGCGUGUACUGCUGGAAGCCUGGCUGGCGGAGCUGGGUCCAGAGACGUGAGAAACUACCAGGAGAUACAGGUGGAGUCAGCCAGUUUGGGUGCACCACUCUAAAGUUCCCCAAAAAACACAUCUUGACACGAAUUAGAACAGCACUGGAGAAGCAGGGGAAGGAAAAGCGACGGAAACGGAAGACAGACGGACAGGUGGAAGGAGGUCGGCACACCAGAAGGGCAAAUCAGGAGGUGUGAUGUUAUUUAAGGACUUUGUUUGGGAGUCGUCCCUUUCAGUCAGUGAUAUUAAAUCUCUCAUUGUGCCCUUUAUGUUUUGUCUUCCCAAGAAAGCGACAUCACAUUGGCAGCUAAUGCGUGUUGUUUCGAAGGCCGCUUUAUCUCACUGCUUCACUUUUGGAUGCUGCUACAUGUCCCAUAAAGCAUGUCCGGCUCGGUCGGUUACUGAAACGUCUCUUGAAUGUAUAAAAUAACAACAUAGAAUAACAAGCAGCUGAAAUCAUACAAGAACUACAGAAUAAUCAGAACGACUCAACUCUGAAAACGAGCAAUAAUCAGACCAGAUUAGAUUCUAUUUACCCUGAAAAUAUUUUCCUGUUCUCCAAACACAGGAUAAGGGAGAACUUUUUACUUUCUUCACCUCCAGUGAGCCCGAGCGUUUCUCACAUACAGUGAUACACGUCUGACCUUAUGAAAUAAAUAUUACUUAAUAAAGCAGUGAAGCAAAUUACAGUCCCACAGAGAGACAGCUAAAUGUUGUGUACUACAAAAAGGUCGAUCAAGAGUCAACAACGUCGUUUAUUCAUCUGACCACCUCUCAAUUUAUUCAAACCUUCUAGGUAUUUCAGGCUACAGGGCUUUUUAAAGAGCUUAAAGGUGCGGUCUCCAUUGUUUGAGAAAUGCUUCAGAAAACUGAGUCGGAACGACAAACUAAACAAAAAUCAAAACAAACGUGUAGCUGAUGAGCAGAAAGGGGCGUGUCUUGUCGAUAUGGGCGGAGAGAGUGUUCAGUGCGCGUG